AUAAUUGGUUUUGAAGAAUUUAAAAAAUUAUAUUGAUUAGAAAAUAAAAAUUCUUCUAACAAUAACGAAACGUAGUUUUUCAAGAAAUCAUUUGGAUUGAAAAUUUCGAAGUUUUCUCUUUACUGAUAAAAUAAUUCAAUUUUAGUGCAAUUUAACAGUUCGUUCUUCUCGACACAUAAUCAAAAAUCUUUAUUAUAUAAUUUCAGAUACUUCGUUCUGAAUUUUUUAAAAAUAAAAAAUGUUUAUCAUUUGAAAGAAUGAUUUUUAAUUGUUAAAUAUUGAGAUUGGUACAAUAUUUAAUUAAUAAAGAUUCAAAAUAUCUUUGAAAAUCGUUUUUUGUGGGAAAAUUGAUGAAUGAAUAUUAAAAAAAAAAUACACUCGAUGUCUUUCUUCGUCGAUAUCGUAACAGAGGAUUCUUUUUACGAGAAUCUUACAUUAGGUGUGGUCAAGAUUCUCGAAAGUUUUCCAUACGUAAAAAAUGUACGAGUCGAUCGUAGAAACGGAUGUGAAACUACGGUCAUUAAUAGCUGGGAGCAACGCCAUUGUUGUACACUCCCGGAAGAUGUUAAGAACUUUUAUGCCUCGAUCGAUGGCUUCCUGCUUCAGUGGAAUCUCGAGAUAGCAGGUGAAGAAUUUUCUAUAGGAUGCAUGGAAAUUGGCACCUUUUCCUCUUUAAAACGCUAUACAAACAAUUCUAAAAAUCAUCAAACAGAUGCUACUAAGAAAGAAUCUUACAAUGACAUCCAUAAAUCAGACAAUGAAACCAUUUGCGGUAGUUCUACCGAUCUUGAGAAUGCAAUUUCACUUCAUUUGCAGGAAAAUGAUUACAAAAUGUUUGAAAUAGCAAGAUGCUUUCCAGAAAGUGAAAUUGCCAAGAUCUAUUUGGUAUAUCGUAUAAAACCGGAAGUGGAGUCGCCAACAAUCUGGCUACAUCGAGAAAAUACUAAUAAAUGGUAUCGCUUAGCAGAAAAUUUCACUGUAUACUUUCGUAUGAUGCUUGUUCAUUUGGGUUUGCCAUUGUGGCAAUGUUGCGUGGCUGGUUUGUCUCUUCCAGCAUGGGUACAACAAGUCUAUUUUUUAAUUGGUCCUCAUUUACUUCCUUCUACCGUUGAACCGAUGGAAACUAUUUCUACUUCCAUGUGGAACAAUGGACCUACAAAUAUUAUCGAUCCAGCUAUUUUUAAAGGAAGAGAAGGAAAACAAAAAAGUUCAAAAAAGAAGUAAUUUUUAUAACAUUAUGGUUUCAUUCUUCUUAAUAUAUGAUUGAUAAGAUUCAAGAGCAGAUAAAAUUAAUGUUUUUAAAUUAGUAGAAUGUACAUCUACAUUUAUGUACGUAAAAGUAAAUUAUAAAAUUAUAAAAGUAAAUAAUAUUUUUUUCAUGAAAAUAUUUUUUGUUGGAUAUAUCGUUGUUAUGAUA
This is a messenger RNA of Apis florea (little honeybee), 1417 nucleotides long. RefSeq names its product tubulin polyglutamylase complex subunit 2. Gene Ontology annotation, biological process: protein polyglutamylation. Lineage: Eukaryota; Metazoa; Arthropoda; Insecta; Hymenoptera; Apidae. The record is from RefSeq and is a predicted model, not a curated record.